AUGGGCGCGCCGGGCCGGGUCCUGCUGUGGCUGCAGCUGUUGGCCCUGACUCGGGCCGCCGACAAAGUCUGGGUUCCCAACACCAACUUUGAUGAUGCCACCAACUGGAGCCAGAACCGGACCCCAUGCGCAGGCGCUGCUGUUGAGUUCCCCGCGGACAAGACGGUGUCGGUCCUGGUGCGAGAAGGUCACAGCAUCUCAGACAUGCUCUUGCCGCUGGACGGGGAAUUCGUCCUGGCCCCGGGAGCUGGAUUCGGCGCCGCGGACGCCGGCUCGCGCCCGGACUGUGGCACAGGCGCCCGCGCGCGUUUCCUCGACCCCGACCGCUUCCUGUGGCUCGACCCGCUCCUGUGGCGCCCCGGGGACGCGGCGAGCGGCCUCUUCUCCGUGGACGCCGAGCGCGUGCCCUGCCUCCACGACGACGUCGUCUUUCCCUCCGACGCCUCCUUCCGGGUGGGCCUGGGCCCGGGCGCCGGCACCGUGCGCGUCCGCAGCGUCCAGGCGCUGGGCCAGACGUUCGCGCGCGAGGAAGACCUGGCGGCUUUCCUGGCGUCCCGCGCGGGCCGCCUGCGCUUCCACGGGCCGGGCGCUCUGAGCGUGGAUCCCGAGGCCUGCACGGACCCGUCGGGCUGCGUCUGCGGCAACGCCGAGGCGCAGCCGUGGAUCUGCGCCGCGCUACUUCAAUCCCUGGGUGGCGGCUGCCCCCAGGCCGCCUGCCUGGAGCCCCUCCGGCCCGAAGGGCAAUGCUGCGACCUCUGCGGAGCUGUCGUUUCGCUGACCCACGGCCCUGCCUUUGACCUGCAGCGGUACCGGGCGCGGCUGCUGCACGCCUUCCUGUCUCUGCCCCAGUACCAAGGGCUGCAAGUGGCCGUGUCCAAGGUCCCGCGCCCGCCCAGGCUCCGCGAAGCCUCAGGCGCGAAGGCGGACACAGAGAUCCAGGUGGUGCUGGUGGAGGCCGGGCCCGAGACCGGCAGCGUGGGGCGCCUGGCCCGGGCCCUCCUGGCGGACAUCGCGGAGCACGGCGAGGCCCUCGGAAUCCUCUCGGCGACUGCUCGAGAGUCGGGCGCGCCUGUCUGGGGCGGCUCGGCGGCGGGACUGAACGCGCCGGCGCGCGCGGGGCUGGCGGGCGGCUUGGCGGCCGCCGGGCUCCUGGUGCUGCUGGCGCUGCUGGCGGGGGCGCUGCUGCUGCGCCGCGAGGGGAGGCUCAGGUUCGCGGGGCUCGGGGACGCGGGGCGGGGGAUCGGGGCUCGGGUGUGUCGGGCUCACACUCGUCCCUGCUCCAGGUGGAGGAGGCGCGACGAGGCGCGGGCCGCGGCGCCGCUGGGCUUCCACAACCCGGUGUUCUACGCGGCGGACUCCGCAGAGGCGCUCCCGACCCCGAAGUCGGACCAAAGGAGCUCCAGCCGCAGCUACUUCCUUAAUCCGCUGUUUGACGAAGCGGAGGCCGAGGCCUGA
This is a messenger RNA of Rangifer tarandus platyrhynchus (Svalbard reindeer), 1455 nucleotides long. Lineage: Eukaryota; Metazoa; Chordata; Mammalia; Artiodactyla; Cervidae. The record is from the annotation of a GenBank genome assembly.